GAGCACCGGAGUAGCAGUAGAGUAGAGUAGAAGUAGAGGUAUAGUCAUAGUGUAUUGUUCCAAUCGGCCAUACGCGAAAUAUUUAGAUGCAUACGGGCUGUCGCGUUGUGAGGACGUGUUUUCGCCGAUGUUCCGGAGUGAAUUUAACCUGCUAUAAAUUAUUGAUAAAAUCCUGUUUACACAUACCUGCAAAUAAAAACAACCAAACAUUGUAUCACACAAACAUACAAACACACACACACACAUGCAUGGAUAUACUACACACAUGUGGAUAAUAUAUAGAGCAUUUUGUUGUAAUUAUCUGUGCGAUGCGGUUAUCGCCAGCGCCACUUCUUCGCUAAGUGGGAGAGAACAAUCGACGGAUAAUAAUAAUUGAACGUCCCUACGUUGUUGUCAUCAUCGACUUUGACUUCGACUUCGACUUCGACAUCGCAAUCGCCAUCGAGCAUCGACAUACGACAACGACUACGAAUCGCGGUAGCACCGGAUUAGUGUUAUUUUGUGACAUCACACGCACUUUAAGACUCGUCGGACAUUGUUGUCGUUUCGAAGAAGAAAUGUCAAAAAAAGGACAUCACCAACACCAAUUUGUAUUCCACGAAAUUCUCGAGUCAAAUUUUUACAAAACAAAAUAAACAAAAAUUUAAAUUUAAAUUUUGUUUCAAAAUAAAAUUCCAAAAAGAAAAACAAUUUCUUACUGUAAACACACAUUUUCCAAUUAUUUCCAUUUUCCUGACGCAGGUGAAUGCUUCUCUGUGUUAUCAUCAUUCACCUGUUUGUGAUUUUGAAAUAAAUAAAAAAAAAAAACUAAACUAAACCUAAUCGUGCAAUUUUCGUAAAUUAAUAAUUUUAUUUUUCUUCGAAUGUGUAAAUUUAUCUGUGAAAUUUAAUUAAAGUGCACUUUUUUGUCAUUUUGCCAAAUGGGAUAUUAUAACGGAUUAUUCUAUCGAUCUAUCAUAAACAAUUCCAAUUGGAUUAAUAAGCUCGAUUUUAUGAAUUAUCGUGAUGUGCAAUUGUUGUUGUCCUUAAGGGAGUUAACAUAUUUUGUUUAAAGGCCCACUAACAUUUUAGUGGCAAAUAUUGGUUCCUAUAUAUAACAAAUAAAUAUGAUAAGGUGUAUAAAUAAAUAAUUAGUGUUAAUAAACAAUAAAAAUGCAAAGAUUUAAAUAUUGAUGAAUAAAGAAAAAAAAAAGGAAGUAAAUUUUGACAUGUCUCAAAGAAAAUACAUUCUUAAAGUGACCCUAAAAAGUGUUUUAUCAUAAAGUGAGACACAUGAGGAUACACCUUCUCCCCCUCAAAUAACAACGAAUAUACAAAUUUUCAUAAAAAAAAAAUCUUUAAAAAUAUCUGAUAAGCAAACGGAAUUCGUCAUAAAUUUAAAACUGCAAUCCUGGAGAGGAUCAACUGAUAUUUUCUUGGAAGAAUCCUCCCCUCCUCUGUAAUCCGAGACAUACCGGAACAAUGAGAAUCAAAAUGCCUGCAGUUCGGAUUGCACAAGCAGAUUCGGAAUCUUCUGAUGCGGACCCAGCUGCACAGGAUAUUUUGACUUGCGGAUCGUGUCAGAAAGCCUUUGCACUUUCUGAUAUUGUCCGAUUUAUACAACACAAAGUAUUACAAUGCAAUAAGGAAAACUAUGGUCAAUGUCUCACACAAGGUCCUGCAAGUGAUAGAGACGCCGACGAUGGUCGACCUCUUAGUCUAGUUAAUCGUAGACCAUCCAUAUCAGCUCCGAUAACAAAUCGUAAGCCAUCCGGAACCCGAAUACAUACACCGCCCCCUAGUCCAGCUGAUUUGUUAGCCGAUGGAGCAUCAAGUACACCUAAACGGCUUGUUGAUGAAAAUGGUAAUACAACACCUAAAGGUGACACUUCAUCAACAAACCGAACUGAAAGUCCCCACAUCGAGGAACAAAUUGAAAAAUCCACCUCCAACGAUACAGAUUGUGAAAAACCAAGUAGCUUGCACAUCAAAGAAGAACAAAACGAGUGCGGCUCGAAUCCAGACGAUGAUAGUCACAUAGCUUCAGCGUCCAAUGAAGGUCAGCCGCCAAGUAAAAAACCAAAAAUCGAAGUAGCCGACGCCGAAUCGAACACUUUAAAUAGUGAACCCAGUAACUACACAUGUUCCACCUGCAAAACACGUUACAAUUCAGCGUGGCGACUAAUUCAGCAUGUUCAGCACUCGCACGGCGUUAAGAUCUACGUCGAAUUUUCUUCAUCAACCUCAUCGGCAUCUUCGUCGGCGUCAUCAUCGCUAUCAACGUCCACAUCGCUUCUGUCCUCGUCAGCGACUUCUUUGUCACUUGGUCAUUCAGCGCAGAAAAUGCUGAGUGGUGCUCUUGCCAAUAGUACAAUCAACAACAAUACCAGCUCCGCCAGUUCUCAUUGCUCAUCAACAUCGCCGGUUAGCCAGAGUAAGAGUGUGUUGGAACCUCAGAACCAGCUACUGCAACAACAGCAGCAGCAACAACAACAACAUCAGCAACAACUUCAACAACAACAGCAGCAGCAACAACAACAACAAGCACAACAACAAGUGCACCAGCAACAGCAACAACAGCAACAACAACAGCAGCAAAACAGUCUUACCACCGCUAUGCAAAAUGCUCAAAACCUAGCAGCUGCAGCUGCAGCUGGCAUGAGACAUCAUCCACUCCUUCCACCACCGGAUAUGCAUGCCAAUCCCUUCAACCUAUUGCGAAUGCCUCUACCGCCAUUAGCACAAGGUCCAGUAGUUCCUCCGGUUGCUCCGCUUUUCUCGCGACCGCAUGCGGCCGAUCACUACCGCAUGGAGCAACUCGUCUCCGAGCAAUUUCGCCACCAUGGCCUUAAUUUGGCAGCUGCGGCAGUAGCAGCGGCAAAUUCGCUAGCGGCACCCCAUUCAAACCAGACAUUCAAUGCCAACACAGUGAAUCAUUCGGCUAGCAAUAAGGAACGUCCACCUUCGUCGUCGAGCAGUCACGGUUCCAUACCGCCAAUGCAACAGACACGUCUCAAUAAUACCCGUCAGCCAAGCAGUCAUCAACUUGAACCGCAGAUGGAUUUUUACUCGCAGCGAUUGCGUCAGCUUGCAGGAACAACGAGUCCUGGAGCUGGAAACACUGGUAACUCGAACUCGCCGAGUCCCCGGCAAAAGCAAUCGCCUUCGAAUUUCGCGAGCCCAUCACCCUCCCAGCUACCUCCGACGCCGGUCACAAGUAAUUCCCGUCCUCAGAGUUUAACACCGCCAGAAAAGAUUGGUGGCACGAGUCUUGGUGAAGGUGACAACGGUACAACCCACCUUAACACCACACCUCGCUCUGCAUCUACACCACCAUCGAAACCAAGCCAGGAUAGCAGUGCUGCAAUUUAUUCGUGCGAUUUCUGCGAAAAGAACUUCCGAUUCGAGAACAAUCUCAUCAUCCACCGACGCAUUCACACCGGUGAAAAACCAUACAAGUGUGUUCAGUGUGAGUUCGAAUGCUGCCACAUCAACAAACUGAAGAAGCACAUGAAGGUUCAUGUGAAACCCGAAGAUGGUGCCAGCAAUGCUGGAUCCCUGGAGACUCUCGAUGGAGAAGACUCUGGUGAAGAGGACAUGGCCGAAGAGGAGGCCUUCGAUGAGGAUGAUGAUGACGAAAUGGAGGACGGGGAAGAUGGUGAAUAUGAAGCCGAGGACUUGAGUGUGAAUAACCGGACGAUGGAUGACAAGCCGGGCAUGGGCAUGGGAAACUCCACGUCAAACUCGCUCGUUGGUGAACUCAUGGACAAGUUUGGUUUGUCCAACAUUGCCCAGUACUCCGAAGCUUACAAACAAGCCCUGCAAGAAUCCGGCAACGCAAUGAAGAUGCAGCUGAACAACAAGGACUUGGACAAUAACAAUAGCAAUUCUUCAUUGCAAAAACUCAAUGGUCUACCUGCUGCCCUCAGACUCCGAGAAGAAUUCGCCAAGAGCAUGCUCCAUUCCCCAAACCACGGGCACGCUCAAUCGCAGGUUGCACCUCUGUUCAAUCCCUUCGAAAACCCCUUCGAGAUGUCGAAACGCAUGAAGAUGGAUAGUGCCGAAUGGUGGGGUAUGUCGGCUCUCCACCGAAACGAAUCGCUCUUCGAGAAUCUCAAAAUGAAACCCCUUUCAUCGCUUGGAUCUAACAGCUCACAGCUUCUGCAAGGUCCCCUUGUCAAAAAGGAGAGCAAACGCAACGACACCUGUGAAUAUUGCGGCAAAGUUUUCAAAAACUGCUCCAAUCUGACUGUCCACAGACGCAGUCACACCGGCGAAAAGCCCUACAAAUGCGAACUCUGCUCGUACGCAUGCGCCCAAUCAUCCAAGCUUACACGACACAUGAAGACUCACGGUCGUACCGGCAAAGACGUCUACCGUUGUCGUUUCUGUGAUAUGCCUUUCAGUGUACCAUCAACGCUCGAAAAGCACAUGCGCAAGUGCGUAGUUAACCAAGGCAAAGCUGCCGCAGUCAAUGCAUCGAAUCUCGUCCAAGCCGCCCAACACCCCUCGCCUUCGCCACUAUCCUCCCACCUGCCCCAGCUGCCGAUGAUAUCCAGCAGUGGCAGUGUCGGUGGACUCACUGCCGAUGACGAUUCCAGUGCGUCCGUAAUAAGCAAAGAAGGUGCAUGACUUUACCAGAAUUGGGUCGGCUAUCAUCAUCAUCAACACCAUCUCCACCAUCACCACCAGAUGCCGCCCUCGUCACGUGUUAUGUCUCGCAUAUUUUAAGCAAUCCUAUAUAAGUGUACAUAUGAAACCACCACCUUCUCCUCGAUCGAUGGUGAGUCUGUAAAUAAAAACAAAUCUGUAAAUUCUUUGUUUGUAUACCAGUUUAAAAGAUACAUCACAGCACGCCAUCUGGUGUCAGGGAUUGUAUCCUGUGACUUUUUAAAAGUUAAAAAAUUCUGUAAAUAAAUUUUUUAAAAAUGAAAACCCGCCCCAACUAAUGUUCAGUAAUAUAAAAUUAAUUUAACAAGAGGCAUUUAAUACCAAAGGAAUGAAUUAUACUUAAAAAACAAAAUAAACAAUAAAUAUUAAAAAAAAAAUUCUUUGUUAUAUAAGUUUGUAAAUAAAAGUAUUAAUAAAAUAGAAAAAACAAACAAACCAGAAGACAUGAGUGUGGAUUUGUAUAAGAAUCUUAAAUUUAAAUAAAACAAUUAUUAAGAAAAAAUGAAAAAUAAAACAAAAACUUACAAAAAAAAAAUAUUAGAAUGUUCCAAAAGUUGUGUGUUAUUUUUAAAAAAUAUUUAGGCCCGUAAAUUUGUAGAAUUUCUAUUUAUUAGAAAUAAACAAAACAAAAAUCGUAUAACAAUUUUUAUUAUGAGUCUGUUUGUACCAGUUUAAAAUAUAUAGGAAAGUAUUUCUGUUUAAAUUCUUUUAUAUAUUAUUUUUUUUUUAUAAAUAUUUUGUAAUUUGUUUUUUUUUUUUUAUACACAUUUAUACUAUUUUAUAAAUAUUUAUUUCAUUUUAAUAUUUGUUUAAGGUUCGAAAAAUUUCUUGGUUAGAAAUAAAAAAAAAAUUAUUUUUUUUAUAACAUUAUUAUGGAAAAAUGGAUUUUUAAUUAUUUGUUAUUUAUUGAACGAUGAGAAAAGAGUAAAAUGUUGCAUUUGUUUUGUGAAAAUGGAAAUUAAAUUAAAGAAAAAAUAAAGUUGUUUUUAGAAAAAUUUUAAGAAAAUAGGCUUAAAAAUCCUAAGACUGACUUAAUUAAGAUUGUUUUCUUAUUUUGUGCAACACAGUUUUUGAUGUUUUUGUAAUAAUUUUUAAUUUGAUGAGCAACAAAAAAAAAAACAAAUUGUGAAGGGUCGCCAACAACUUUUUUUCUAAGAUACCAAAGAAAUUAUUAUUUGUCAAUAGCCCACUAAACUUGAAAUUCAUAAUUUUUUGUUUAUGAACUUUUUUCUCUAGAAGAAUUACUUUCCAAAAACGAUUAAAUUUAUAAAUUCUUGAACUUUGGCAACUCCUUUACAUACAACUUCUGCUCUUAAAAACUAAUUCCUUGUUUCGAUUUUUUUUUUUGAAAUCGCAUCUUUUUAGGGAGCUUAUUUUCUGAUCAAUUGUUUAUUUUUUUGUAUUUUGUUUAGAAAGUUAAUAAAUUAAUUUUGUAUGAAAAAGUUCCCUAAAGAAAUUGCGAUUAAUAUUUAAUGAAAAAAAUAUAAUUACAAAACUAAAUUUAGAAAGAAAACAAUCCACUCGCAUUUUUCUCAAAUUUUAUUUGGUUUUUUUAACUAAUACAUAAAUGUACAAAAAUGUUUGCUUCGAUCUUAUUUUUACACAGAAUUUUAUGUAAUUGUACAAUAUAUCAACAAACAAACAAAAAGAAAUAUUUUUUUAUGUACAAAACUAAGAUUUUAAAACAAAAAUCUUAGUACUUUACAAAUAAGAUAAAAGAAAAACUUACGAAUUUCCAAACAAAAACAAAAAAAAAAAUAACUAAAAUAAAUAAACUCAUUAAAAUUUAAGCAACAAAAUUACGAAAACAGGAUUUAACAAAAACAAUAACACAAAAUUGUGCAUGUAGCAAAAUAAAGAAGACAAACUUAAUUUAAUUCAGAGAUGUUUCCACGUACAUUCAAACAAUAAUAAUAAAUUAAAAAACAAAAAAAUUAAAUUUAAAAUUCUCGCGUAUGUGGAAAUAGUUAAAAUUGGUGGUAUUAAAUAAAUUGAAUAGCAAAUAAAUUGAUAAAUAAAAAAAAACACAUUAUUAAAAUUAACAAAAAAGAAAAAAGACGUUUUUAAAAUCCAUAUAGGAAAAUAUUAUUAUUAUUAUUAUUAAUUAUUAUUAUCGAUUUAGCUCCUUAAGUAUGAGAUGAAACAAAAACAAAAAAAA
Molecule: messenger RNA, 6808 nt
Organism: Eupeodes corollae
Lineage: Eukaryota; Metazoa; Arthropoda; Insecta; Diptera; Syrphidae
Gene: Cph
Product: B-cell lymphoma/leukemia 11A
Exons: 5
Coding region: 1462-4611 (1049 amino acids)
Biological process (GO): regulation of transcription by RNA polymerase II
Cellular component (GO): nucleus
Molecular function (GO): RNA polymerase II cis-regulatory region sequence-specific DNA binding; DNA-binding transcription factor activity
Source: RefSeq, a predicted model, not a curated record